Medioppia subpectinata is the source of this 1641-nucleotide messenger RNA. The record is from the annotation of a GenBank genome assembly. Lineage: Eukaryota; Metazoa; Arthropoda; Arachnida; Sarcoptiformes; Oppiidae.
AUGCCAAUUGAAGGCAAAGAACCCAAGACUUUAUCGAAAGAGUCCAACGAAUGGACUGCCAUCGCCAUCCACGGUAUGCCCGGGAAUUACGAACACUUCAGCGGUUUGUUUGAGUCUUUCGGUGGCAAAGAGUCUUCAGUUCGUGUGAUUUCGCCAAAUAUGCCUGAGUUUAGUCUCACCCGACAGUCAAUGGCUUUCUGGCACUCAAACAAUGAAAGAUCACAAUUCAUACGAGACUUCUUGAAAGCCAUUAAUGUUUCAAAAAUUGAUUGCCUUAUCAGUCAUUCCGCUGGUAUUCAUCCAAUCGCUAAGAUUUGGUCCAAACCCGAAGAUCUGAAGAUUGGAUCAAUUGGUCUGUUUUGUCCACAGCCUCUAUGGGUCACAAAAUUAUUCUUCCGUUUGAGUCGAAACUUAGCUUAUUUUACGGAAAACAAGAUCGGAAUUAAACUGAUGGACGUCUUGAGACCCGAUCUAAUCGCCCAUCGAUUUGGUUAUCCAAUGAGAUUUGAAUCGGUGGAUGAGGUGUUGAUGUUAUGGCUGUUCUCACGUUUAGAUCCACAUAAACUUCAUAAGAGAUUAGAGUAUUUAAAGAAUCACAAGAUUCCGACUCUUGUGGUGUACGGAGAGAGGGAUAAACUGAUUCAAAAAACCCUAAAAUGGCGACUAAGCGGAGAGUCGUUAGGUUUGACGGUUAGACUCAGACUAGCGAUAGGAAAGGGAAGUCGAGAGAAUGAUCUGCUGGUAAAGAAUCCAAGACUUUAUCGAAAGAGUCCAACGAAUGGACUGCCAGUGAGUGUUGAAUAUGUGGACACUUUUGGUGAUCGAAAGGUUUCAAAGAGUGAUAACGUGAAGACAAUCGUUGCAAUUCAUGGUAAUCCGGGUCAUCACAAACACUAUAGCGGCUUAUAUGAGAGUUUUGGUGGUAAAGAGUCUUCAGUUCGAGUGAUUGUCCCAAAUAUGCCUGACUUUGGUCUCACCCGACAGUCAAUGGCUUUCUGGCACUCAAACGAAGAAAGAUCUCAAUUCAUACGAGACUUCUUAAGAGCCAUUAAUGUCUCAAAAAUUGAUUGUCUGAUCAGUCAUUCGGCGGGAAUUCAACCGAAUUCCCUGUUAUGGUCUGAACCGCGGGAACUGACCAUCAGAUCGUUGGGAAUAUUCUCUCCUCAAUAUCUUUCCGACAGAUUCUUCGAAGUAAACAAAUUGUUGUCUAAUUUUGCGAGAAAUAAGUUUGGGAUCGCAUUCAUGGAUGCAAUCAAACCUCAUAUGAUAAGCAGAGGUCGGGCGCCCAUCACUUUCAACAGUGUCGAUGAAGUGCUAUAUUUUGUUUUAGUCCACUCUUAUGUAGUGAACAAAGAAUUUUACCAUAAAUUAGAUAUUCUUAAGUCAAUGAAAAUCCCAACACUUGUUGUUUACGGAGAGAACGAUAAACUCGUCCCUAAAGAAAAUUUUGAGAAAUUUGUUGAGAGAUUAGGCGCUAAACCGACUGACCGUACGGUAUAUGCGGACAAUACAAUUGAAUCCAAUUCUGAUCACAACAAUUGGAUCAAAGUUGUGACACUUAAAAGUGGCGGUCAUUUCGCUUAUAAUAAAUUUUCACAGAUUGUGUCCAAACAUAUCGACAAUCUUUUACUCACUUCUUGA